This is a messenger RNA of Dioscorea cayenensis subsp. rotundata (Guinea yam), 1672 nucleotides long. RefSeq lists its product as uncharacterized. The record is from RefSeq and is a predicted model, not a curated record. Lineage: Eukaryota; Viridiplantae; Streptophyta; Magnoliopsida; Dioscoreales; Dioscoreaceae. Bases 280 to 1419 code for a protein of 379 amino acids. The transcript has 7 exons.
CUUUCUGACUGUCUGAGUUGAAGAAUAGAAGAUGACUAAUAACUCCUUAGCGGGUCUAAAAGUUCCAAACCCGAAUCCGUUUUCUCAACACUCACCCUAAAAACAGACGCUUAAACUAAACCCAGCGCAAAGUGGGCCCCGCAUCCCGAGUCCAAUUUCUGGUCCCAAUUUGGAGGGGCCUUUGCAAGCAAUCGAGAAAGGAGAGAGCUUUGGAGGGUCUGGGCAUGGCGGCCGUGGAUUGGGGGAGGCUGCUGUGAAUUCUUUGCCGGUUUUCGUCUCAUGGGGACGCAGAGAGCUUGGCUUCAUCUCAGGAACCUAAUGAUUCCCAAAACAAGGUCUUCUUUGAUCUCUUCUUCACCGGCCAAGCACCUUCUUCCUUCUCUCCAUGGAUCUUUGGAUGCUCCAAGGAGGAGUUUUUAUCCAUCUUUUCUGAGGUUUUUAUCUAAUACUUCUGCUGCUGCUCCUGAGGUUUUUGACCAUGGUUUCUUUGGCGGGCAUCAAGAGCAUGUUCACAGUCAUGCUUUGAUGCCACAAGAUGAGGAGGAGGUUGUUAGAUAUAUUCCAGUCAAAGCUUAUUUUUUAAGCACCAGCAUUGAUUUGAAGGGUGUGCAGACAGAGAAUAUAAGCAAUGUCAUUCCUCCAAAUUCUCGCUCGUCAAACUAUGUUGCCCUCCGUUACGCAGAUUUUCCUCCAGAGAUUGUGGAAAUAGGAGUCAAGGAAGAAGACAAUCAUUGCCGAUAUGUGAUUGUUUUCCAAUAUGGCUCAGCAGUGUUAUUCAACAUAGCAGAUCAUGAAGCUGAAGAAUAUCUAGAUAUCGUGAGGAAGCAUGCUUCUGGUUUGCUCCCUGAAAUGAGAAAAGGAGAUUAUGGUGUUGUUGAAAAGCCGUUCUUGAUGACAUGGAUGCAAGGCGGUCUUGACUACAUAGUACUUAAAAGUUUGGAUAUAGACGGCGUGCGGAUAAUUGCAAGUGUGCUUGGGCAAAGUAUUGCUCUUGAUCAUUUCAUUGGGCAGGUCGAUGACAUGGUAGAAGAAUUCACAGGGAUAAAUCGAGGGAUGGAAAAGUCGGGAACUUUCACAAUGCAAAGAAAAAAACUAUUUCAACUUGUGGGGAAAGCAAACUCUAAUCUUGCCGAUGUGAUCAUUAAACUUGGCCUUUUUGAUAGAUCAGAGAUUGCUUGGAAGAAUGCUAAUUACGCGCAAAUUCUAGAGUAUCUCCGAGAAGAAUACGAACUCACUCAGAGAUUCGGAAGCCUUGAUUUUAAACUCAAAUUUGUGGAGCACAACAUUCAUUUUCUUCAAGAAGUACUUCAAAACCGAAGAUCGGAUCUUCUCGAAUGGGGCAUCAUCAUCUUGCUAACGAUCGAAAACAUCAUCGCAAUGUAUGAGAUUCUCAAAGGUUCAAGCAUAGUUCCUUCCUAACAACAUUCAGGUGCAUGAUUCAUGACAUCAACUUCAGAAAUUUUUCGGUCUUUUUCUGUCUAACACGGUAGCAAUCAUCAUAAUUCAUCGAAAUGUUUUAUCAUUCCAAUUUUUCGACAGCUUUUUACUAGUUAAAGCUUAAAGGUGAUGAAGUUUAUGAUUAAAUACAUCAAGUUUUAGUUUUCUUUAUUCGUCGUAAGGCGAUGAUUUAGUGAUUCUUUUGCUCUUUUAAGAGUGUUCUUCAUAUUAUAUA